This is a messenger RNA of Fukomys damarensis (Damara mole-rat), 1262 nucleotides long. Its product is annotated as potassium channel subfamily K member 16. Bases 351 to 1262 code for a protein of 303 amino acids. Gene Ontology annotation, cellular component: membrane. Lineage: Eukaryota; Metazoa; Chordata; Mammalia; Rodentia; Bathyergidae. Gene Ontology annotation, biological process: stabilization of membrane potential; potassium ion transmembrane transport. Gene Ontology annotation, molecular function: potassium ion leak channel activity. The transcript is spliced from 5 exons. The record is from RefSeq and is a predicted model, not a curated record.
CCUGUAGCCAAGGCAACAGAGUAGCAGUCCAUUCACACCUGCUUGGGGCAGGGAGCUGUCCCGGGUGCAGACGCCUGGGCAGAGUGGGCGCCCCCAGAUUCGGCCCAGAAACAUCCGCUGACGCCAGCACAGAGGGGGAGGAUGACAGGCUCGGGAGCCCCCGGGAGGUCCCUUUGAGGGCCCCUGCCUGCUGCUGCCUGCGAAAGGGAGGCCAGGCAGGGGUGCGUCCUGUUUGCACUUGGGCACUGAGCACAGCCAGGCUGAGCCGCACUGUUCAAACAGACUGGGCGGGGCCUGGGCGCAGCCUGGGGGCACCAGGCACAGCCCCCGCCUCUCCCGGCAGCCGGCCCAUGGCCCAGCCCUGUCGCCAUCGUGCCAUGCCCCAUGCCAGGCUCUCCAGCUGCUGGGGCAGCCGGGUGCUGCUCCUGCUGCUGAUCUACGUCUGCUACCUGCUGCUCGGGGCCACCAUCUUCCAGCUGCUGGAGAAGCCGGCAGAGGCCGAAUCCAGGGACCAGUUUCAGAUGGAGAAGCUGCGCUUCCUGGAGAACUACACGUGCCUGGACCGGUGGGCCCUGGAGCAGUUUGUACAGGUCAUCUUGGAAGCCUGGGUGAAAGGUGUGAACCCCAAAGGCAACUCCACCAACCCCAGCAACUGGGACUUCGGCAGCAGCUUCUUCUUCUCGAGCACGGUCAUCACCACCAUAGGUUACGGGAACCUGGCGCCCAGCACCGAGGCAGGCCAGGUCUUCUGUGUCUUCUUCGCCAUGGUGGGCAUCCCGCUCAACGUGGUCUUCCUCAACCACCUGGGCACAGGGCUGCGCGCCCACCUGGCCACCCUGGAGAGGUGGGAGGAGCAGCCCCGAUGCUCCCAGCUCCUGCAGGUCCUGGGCCUGGGCCUGACCCUGACCCUGGGGACCCUGGCCUUCCUCAUCGCCCCGCCCAUGGCCUUCAGCUACGUGGAGGGCUGGCGCCUCAACGAGGGCUUCUACUUCGCCUUCAUCACUCUCAGCACCAUCGGCUUCGGGGACUACGUUGUGGGCAGGGACCCCAGCAAGCGCUACAUCGCGGUGUACCGGAGCCUGGCUGCCCUCUGGAUCCUCCUCGGCCUGGCGUGGCUGGCGCUGCUCCUCUCCCUGGGCCCCUUGCUUCUGCGCAGGUGCUUGCGGCUCUGGCUGCUGCUCAGGGGCUACGGCCUCAAGGAUGGGCCAGCCCCUGACCCGGAAAGGCUCCCCCGGCCUCAGAAGAGCCCCAUCUCUGCAUGA